UUGUCCUAAAUCUAUUUUAACGUAAACAUACAAACAACACCAUCCCGCGUAUUCGAGGCAACUGUUCCAAGUUGUAGAAUUUAAAUAUUGCUGUAUCAUCUGGGCAGGCUAGACAAUGGUUUACACAAAUGCUCAUCGACUGUUCUUACAAAUUUUGACAUCCAGACGUUACCUUCUGGGACAUGAAGUUCAAAGCACCUAUAAAAAAUGCUGUGCAAAGUUCCAUGUCACUGCUGACAACUUGCUAGAGUUUGUGAAGGAGAUCAAUGAAGAGCUGGGGCAAAUCAACCUGGUAAUAAGGAAGUCCAUUCAAGAGGAUUAUGAAUCUGACUCUCAGUGCUUUGUCCUGGUGAAUAUUUUUGAUAGUGAUGUUACAAGAAUGAACUCAACCUUUACAUCACAAGAGCUUGCCUUAUUUCGGAAAGUUAUAGAAGCAAUAGUGCAGUCGGAAGAUGGCUCUAUACUCAUAACGGAGGCUAUCAACAUGGCCUUCAAUUUAAAGCAAAAAAUGAAGAUUGGAGAAAGUGAAGCGCUCAUUGACCGCCUUGUGCAAGAUGGAUGGCUUUUGCAGCAUACAGAUCAGAAGAUUCUAUCUCUGAGUGCUCUGUCAACUGCAGAACUACAGACUUAUUUAGAAGAGCAGUAUGGAGACAUUAUCUUAAAAUGUUUUUUCUGCAAGUUGGUAUCCUUAAAGGGAUACAGUUGUACGGAAUGUGAUGUAAAAGUUCAUCGACAGUGUGGCAGUAAAUUUUGGAUUCGAAAUGGUAGCCAAAGUCCUUCCUGUCCUGAUCCAAAAUGUGCUGCAGAGUGGUCCCAUGUAGAGGUAAAUCUUCCCAGAAAAUGCAGUAAAACUCAGAAUUAGAGCUUAUAUAUUCUUCUGUGUUCAGUUAUGUGUUUUGUGCUAAUAUAGUUUACUGGAAUGGACCAAGUAUAAUUUUAUAUGUAC
Molecule: messenger RNA, 946 nt
Organism: Penaeus monodon (black tiger shrimp)
Lineage: Eukaryota; Metazoa; Arthropoda; Malacostraca; Decapoda; Penaeidae
Product: non-structural maintenance of chromosomes element 1 homolog
Exons: 6
Coding region: 116-862 (248 amino acids)
Biological process (GO): DNA damage tolerance; double-strand break repair via homologous recombination
Cellular component (GO): nucleus; Smc5-Smc6 complex
Molecular function (GO): ubiquitin-protein transferase activity
Source: RefSeq, a predicted model, not a curated record